AUGGCCGUCACAGUAGAUUCUGGUCUGAUAAUUGGUCUCCUUAUAACAGGAGAAGUGUAUAGGAAACUUACUGAAGGGGGUCCGGUUGUGCCUUGGGCUAAGGUGGUGUGGAAUGUAGGAGGGAUCCCGAAGCACAGCUUCCUUGCAUGGCUAUUUGUCCUUAAUCGCUGUCCAACUAGGGAUCGAAUAGCGGGAUGGGGGCUCCAAACGGAUCUCAACUGCCUCCUAUGUAAUGUAGGACUGGAAUCGAGGGACCAUUUACUGUUUGAUUGUCGAUUCAGCUGGUCGGUGUGGAGUAGAAUGGCGAGAAGAUGCAAUAUCCAGCCCAGGCGUGGAUGGCUGAAUUCAGUGGAACAGAUGCAAUCGCUGCAGGGAGGGAAAUCGAGGAAGAGGCUGACGACUCUAGUGUGGCAGGCGACAAUAUACUGGCUUUGGCAUGAGAGAAAUGGGCGACUCCAUCUGCAAAUCUUCAUGUCGGAGGACUCACUUCUUGGUCAGAUUGAUAGGCAGAUCAAGAACAGGAUCGCAAGCUACAGAGACGGAAACACGAUCCUAGCAUCGAAUUUACUACAACUCUGGUUGUCGACGGAGACAACAAGAUGA
Microthlaspi erraticum is the source of this 603-nucleotide messenger RNA. The record is from the annotation of a GenBank genome assembly. NCBI's taxonomy places the organism in Eukaryota, Viridiplantae, Streptophyta, Magnoliopsida, Brassicales, Brassicaceae.